Triplophysa dalaica is the source of this 2923-nucleotide messenger RNA. RefSeq names its product extracellular matrix protein 2. The record is from RefSeq and is a predicted model, not a curated record. Gene Ontology annotation, molecular function: protein binding. Bases 421 to 2628 code for a protein of 735 amino acids. NCBI's taxonomy places the organism in Eukaryota, Metazoa, Chordata, Actinopteri, Cypriniformes, Nemacheilidae. The transcript is spliced from 5 exons.
UAGGCCUAUUGCCAAUUAGUCUGUCAACGGAGAAAGAAAAAAUCUCCAUUGUGACACUUAGUUGUACACUAAAUGGACAAUUUUUAGUACAUUGCGCAACUAACGAUGACGUUUUUGUGUGUGACAUCCGUAUAAACGUUUUUAAAGUUUAUAAAUCGAUAAUUCACAGAUGGCUACACGACUUGGCCUGAUUGCCAAGAUGUCUGAACACCUGUAAACGCCACGAUGACAUUUCAAAGAUGGCGGCGCUCUUCACACCUCAAAUUUGAAUAAACGGAUUAGGAGGCCAACCGUGAUGUCUUCGUCCAGCUUCUUUGAACGUUAUUAUUUUAUUUUUUUGAUAAAAGUGUAUAGCACGGCAUCUUACAAACUGAUGAAAGCAGCUCUGGUGACAACAAGCAACUGGAUCUACACAAUCGUAUGACAAACAGCUCUUAUCUACGUGUCUCAGGAUGUCUCCAAAGAAGAACUCAUCCAUUUGAAGGACGCCACAUACUCACCUUGAAAACAUUCCAGCCAAAAAUGAAAGCCCACACGCUGCUGUUUUGGAUUUUUGCUGUGCCCGCGCACACAAUUGUGCUUCAGCCAAAUCUGAAUGUAUCAGUCCUGCACUAUGUAUCCGCAGAGAGUGACCUUUUCGGAGAGCUGAGAAUAAAUCUGUCAAGUUUUAACACAAAAGAGGAGCGGCAAAAUGAAGAGGUCACAGAUACUUUAACAGCCACUGUUCAAUAUAAGAGCGAUGGAGAAAAUGACAUGAUGAAUAUGAAAAUAAAGGAAACUGGAAGUGAUGUCACGCAAAGACCGAACCAGGAAGAACAAGAAACAUCGGAUCCAAUCCACAAGGACAACAAAGUGGACCAAAUAACAGAUGAACCCGUCCUCUCUGCAUUGAAUUCCUCAUAUACACAAACAGUGGAGUUCGAGGAACAUCUUGUACCAUUUGCACAAACUGUCAAUCAUUAUACCACUCCCCCUCCGAAGACCGCUGCAUCUCAAUCUGCUCCGAAAGAAUCAGUCCAAGCUAUUCCACAACCAUCGUUCCCUUCAAUACCACAAAAUCCAGCAACGACUGCAAGCACAUCCGUAUCCAAAACUACAGUUGCCAUCCCAAAGCAUGAUAUUCCCACCCCAGCUGUUGAUACAUUACUAAUAAAUGCCAGCCACACAAGUGAUGAUGUCAUAGUGGAGCUACAUGUUGUGAACAACUCAAAACUCCGCCUGCUGGAGGAGACGAGCAUCAAUUCCACUGGUGUUGCAGCGAGGGCCGGUCCCAUUGCCAAAGCUCUGCCUGGUGUUUUAAAGGUCAAACCUAAAAACAUGACCUCGGGUACCAAACCCAAAGGCAGUAAAGUGAAGACAAAGCCAAAAAAGCUUAGGAAGAAAGAAAGAGGAAAGGAGAAUAAAACAAAAACGUUGAGAAAAGGAAAUAAAGGAAGAAAGGAGAAAAAAUUGAAGGCAACGAGUGAUUCACAUUUUCCGUAUUUUGAAGAUAACUACUGUCCUCCAGUAUGUUCCUGUUAUGGGAGGGUGGUCCAGUGUUCGGACAAACAUCUGGACAAAAUACCUUACGGAAUACCGUACAACUCCCGUUACAUUCUUUUGAUGAACAACCGCAUCGACAGCAUUCAGUCGAACCUGCUCUCUCUCUACGAAUCCAUGGAGUUCCUGGUGCUCACCAACAACAAUUUAAUAGAUGCUGUGAUCGAGGGGGCCUUCGAGGGCAUUCAGAGCUUAAAGAGGCUAUACAUGGAGCGUAACCUUCUCCAGAGCGUCCCCACCGACCUGCCUGGUUCUCUGGAGGAGCUACGGAUGGACGGGAACCAGCUGAGCAGGAUAUCUGGAGUAGCCAUGAGUCGCUGCCCAAACCUGCUAAUACUCAGUAUAAGUAACAACAGUCUUGGUAACAACUCGUCCGUCGUCCCUCCAGGAGUUCUUCUUCCGCUGGGUAAAUUGCGUACGCUUACUCUUACCAAUAACCGCCUUACCUCCGUCCCCCUGCAGUUGCCACUCAGUCUCCGAGAACUCUAUCUUCGUGGCAACCUCAUCCAGCGUCUCCAAGGUGAUAUUUUCUGGGGAGAGGCGGAGCUCCAGGUGCUGGAUCUAAGUGCAAAUAGACUGAGCAAUAAAGGUCUUGGGAAAGCAUCGCUACUGAAUGCCAGUCGCCUAGAAAGUUUAAAUUUAGAAGGUAACUUAUUGAAACAGGUUCCACGGCAUUUGCCUCGCAGCAUCAAAACCCUCAACUUAGAAGGAAACUUCAUCUCGAGCAUUAGCAAGGAUGCGUUUAUCUCACUGCCGCAGUUGGAGCACCUGGGCCUGGCACGAAAUAAGAUCACCAAGGUGGCCGUUGGUGCCUUCAGGGUUCUUCCGCUUUUGCAUCAGCUGGAUGUGAGUCACAACGCCUUGCGACAGGUACCGCGGCAACUACCGUUGUGGCUUCACUCCGUCACGUUGAAGCACAACAAGAUCCGCACGGUUCCGCGUGAUGCGUUCUGUUGGGGUCGAGGCGACGGGUCACCACUUAGCCGUCUGGUCAGAGUGCAGCUGGAAAAUAACAUGAUAGAUUUGGGCCACCUGGACACGCAGGCCUUCCGAUGCCUGAGGGGCGUUCAGGUGGUGCAGUUUUACUGAACUUAUGGGUGGAAGCGGAAUUUACAGGUUCUAGUUUUUAUUUUGUGUCUUGUUUUGGUUUUCCAUUAGCGCUUGAGAGCGGGAUCUGUCAAAUGAGGUGCCGGAUAGGAUUUCAGAGGUGCCGGUGUCGUAUCAAAAUCUGACUCCCCGUAAGAUUAUGACUCCCCUGUUUUCCACUAUAAAGUUUAGGAUAAGGUGUGGGGGCUGGCUUUAGAGAUAGGGACAAAUCACAAAGCAGCAUCUUAAGUGAAUUAACUACACCUGUAGGAUCUGGAUCCGUUUUUUUCCGGCACAA